Epithele typhae is the source of this 375-nucleotide messenger RNA. RefSeq lists its product as uncharacterized. The record is from RefSeq and is a predicted model, not a curated record. The annotation marks the transcript as partial. Gene Ontology annotation, cellular component: mitochondrion. NCBI's taxonomy places the organism in Eukaryota, Fungi, Basidiomycota, Agaricomycetes, Polyporales, Epitheliaceae. Gene Ontology annotation, molecular function: structural constituent of ribosome. The transcript is spliced from 2 exons.
UCAUCCACGAUGACUUCUCCCCAACUUCUCGCGUCGCUGCGAAGACUGCUCCCCGCAGAGGUGCCACCAUCACUGUCAACCAAACCCGCGAACCUCUACCAAGUGCUAUCAAAGUAUCCUAAGGACGGUGUUGGCCAGAAGGUCCAUCAAGCUCGAUGGGGCAGGAUAGGGAUCGAAGGGAGCUACUGGGAAGUGACGCGAACGAGGAUGAAGUGUGAGGGAUCUCAUGGGAAGGCUUGGGGUCUCAAGUACUGGAAAGGAAAGUGCGUCAGUGAACGCGAGGAGAGAAUCCGUGGCGCUUUGAAGUACACCUGGAGUACCGGCGAGUCUGCCGGAUCGGCAGCAGCGGGACCCCCAGCAGCGAAGUUGUCGUAA